ACCACAAAAUCAUGAAUGACUUUUUAAAGAAAUUAAAGAUCAAAUGGAGAAAUCUGAAAAAGUAGCUUACGUUUCUGUUUUGUCUCUUCUCUCGCUCUCUCUUCUUCUCCUCAUCAUCUUCCUCUUCUUAAUAUGCAGAAAGAAACCGGUCCGGUCCGACGAACCUCUCCUUCCAGAAACCAAACCGGUCGGUCUUGCUUAUCCCUUAACCGAAAUAGAUUCAGCAACCGACGGCUUCAACCAGCGACGAAUCAUCGGCAGUGGUCGGUUAGGUACGGUUUACGCCGCGGUUAUUCCAACGCACAAAAAUCUAGUCGCGGUCAAAAGAAUACAUCCCGGUUUGGUUUUGAGUAAACCGGGUUUCGGUUUCUCCACAAUCCUCAAAACGCUUUCUUCCUCUCUGCAUCCCAACGUCGUCUCGAUCCUAGGCUUCUCGGAAGCUCCCGGCGAGAGGAUCGUCGUGACUGAGUUCAUCGGAGAAGCGAGAAGCUUGAGCGAUCACUUGCACGGAGAUCCCGAUCUCGAAUUCGAUUGGCGGAAACGUUUUAAAGUCGCGGCGGGAGCGGCGAGGGGUUUGGAGUAUCUGCACGAAGUCGUAAACCCUAGAAUCGUCCACGGUCGAUUCACGUCAUCGAACAUACUCUUAGAUGAUAAGUUCAUGGCGAAGGUUUCGGAUUACGGAUUCGCGUUUUUGAUUCCGCGUGAGAAGUCGGAGAUCCAUUGGUACGUUGAAGAAGGAUACUGCAAAGAGAGCGAUGUGUAUGGAUUCGGCGUCGUUUUGCUGGAGAUUCUGAGCGGGAGGAGAAGCGAAAACGGAUUGAUCGUGAAAUGGGCGACGCCGUUGAUCAAGGAGCAGAGAUUCGCUGAGCUUUUGGAUUCGAGAGUGGUUGUUCGGAGUGAGAUCAAGUGUUUGGUGAUAAGGUUAGCGAAGGUUGCUUUGGCCUGCGUCGGGAAUUCGCGGAGGAGCCGCCCAACGGUUUCUCAGGUGGCAGCGAUUUUGAAUAGUUUGGAGAGGGAAGGAGGGGUUGUUUGAGUCUUUGAAAUGUUUUGGGGUUUUUACGGAGAAGAUUAAGAAUGUUAUAGGGGUAAGAUGAUUAAUUCUGUAAAUGAUAUUUUUCACGCCGUGUACAUUAAUGUAUAAUUUUCUCU
Brassica oleracea var. oleracea is the source of this 1149-nucleotide messenger RNA. Its product is annotated as serine/threonine-protein kinase-like protein CCR2. Lineage: Eukaryota; Viridiplantae; Streptophyta; Magnoliopsida; Brassicales; Brassicaceae. Gene Ontology annotation, cellular component: plasma membrane. The coding region runs from base 44 to 1033 and encodes 329 amino acids. Gene Ontology annotation, biological process: protein phosphorylation. The transcript has a single exon. Gene Ontology annotation, molecular function: ATP binding; protein kinase activity. The record is from RefSeq and is a predicted model, not a curated record.